UGUUGAGCAUUGGGGAACUCGUAGUGGUCGAUGUCCAAAGCGGGAAGCCUAACUUAGGGGUUUGCAAUUCCCAUCCCCACACGAAGUAUUAGCGACCCCGAUACAGCCGCUGUCUCCGUUUGGGGGACUUUUGCCCAAUGCACAUAUGACAUCGAUCCACGGGACAUUGUCAAUCUGCACCUAUUCGACGCCCUUCAGCAUCCCAAGUUCCCUUGGGCUUCAAAGUAUCUGCAUCGAGCACUCGUGUCAUGUCGGACACGAUGAAGUAUAUAUGAAUCUUUGCGUAGCAGGCAAUGGAUGCUUCACCACCCCUCGAUCAUGUCGCACAACCGACCCACGUUCCUCUCAAGCAAGAAGCAAGCACGAACCCGUCCGUCGCCCACAACUCGAGUCCACCGCGCCUAAAUCCGCGUAGCUGCGUCACUUGCCGCCGGAGGAAGGUCAGGUGUAACAAGAAGGAUCCAUGUGCAAACUGUGUAAGAGCUGGGAUUGAAUGCAUAUUUCCUGCGCCCGGGAGGGCCCCUCGAAAGUCCAGGAAACCGCCCGACGCGGAGCUUCUCGCACGAUUGAGAAGACUUGAAGGCGUGGUCCACAGUCUGGGAGCGCAUGUCGACGACGAUGGUAUCGUGUCGCCCGCCAUCACAGGAUCCGCAGACAUCCGUGCGCGCUUUGGUGACUCUCAGCCUGGCGACUCACCAUCGUCGGACCGCUCAGAAUACACGAAGCGGCAGUCAAUUGAUAAGCAUCCGGGCCAUCUGGUCAUCAGUGAAGACCGUAGUCGAUAUGUCAGCAACGCAUUCUGGACGAGCAUGACUGAAGAGAUUGCAGAAAUGCGAGAUCUGCUCGAUCCGGCGACGACGGACGACGACGACGAGAAACUUUCCCCAGAACAUGAUCGGCAAAGUGGCACUCACCAGGCUUUCAUCUUUGGCUACUCUUCCAUAAUGCUUGACCUCAGAGAACUACACCCCAGUCCAAGCCAAAUAUUCAUUCUAUGGGAGGUUUUCAAAGAAAAUGUCGAUCCUGUCGUACGCAUACUGCACCGUCCUACCGCUAGAGUCAUUCUCAUGAAUGCGGCAAGCAGUCUGGACCGGUUGUCUAAGCCGGCCGAGGCUUUAUUGUUCUCGAUAUACUUUGGAGCUGUGGUGAGCAUGACUCCGGAGCAGUGCCGUCAGCUCCUGGACGAAGACAAAGACUUCCUUCUAAAGAGAUAUCGCUUCGCGACCGAGCAGGCAUUGGCUCGGGCGGAUUUCUUGAACAGCUCCAGUUUGAUGUGUUUGCAGGCUUUCUCCUUUUUUCUCAUAUUCGUUAGGCAUUGUGAUGAUUCCCGACUGGUGUGGGCGUUGGGUGGCCUUGCAAUCCAUGUAGCUCAAUCUCUGGGCAUCCAUCGGGACGGUACGAACUUUGGAUUGAAUCCCUUCGACACCGAAAUGCGGCGGCGUCUGUGGUGGCAUUUAUCCAUAUUGGACAAUCGGUCCGCUGAGGAUCAUGGCGCUGAUCCCACAUUCGACGAGCAGUUCUACGAUACUAAGGUCCCAUUGAAUUUCAACGACGAGGACAUCUUCCCCGGUAUGAAGGAAUAUCCGGCUGAACGAAUUGGUUCCACUGAAAUGACCUUCUGCUUGAUCCGAUUCGAACUCAGCGUGUUUUCCCGUCGCUUGUUGUUUACGGCACCUGGGAAGGCUGCAGGCCAGGUGCCGGAAGUGAGCAUCGAGGAGAAAGAGAAACUGAUUGAUGACAUUCAUCGCUCGCUGGAAGAAAAGUACUUGCGACACUGCGACAUGAACACGCCUAUCCUUUGGGUGGCGGCGACGGUGGCUCGACUCAUUCUUGCCAAAAUGUGGCUAGCGGUGCACCAUCCCCGAUCUUUUGGAGUUGACAAGGAAAGCUCCGCGAUGCCUCGAGAGAUUCGAGAUCGCGUCUUUAUCACUUCUGUGGAAGUCAUUGAGUUCUCCCAUCUCCUAGAGAAGAAUGAGAACACAGCAAGGUGGGCUUGGUUCUUCCGUACCUAUUUGCAGUGGCAGUCUGUCGCCUUUGCGCUGUCCGAGGUCUGCAACCGACCACCUGGACCUGAUGUCGAGCGGGCUUGGAGAGCGAUCGAAUCAGUCUACAACGAUCAAAUGAUCAAAAACUUGAAGACGCAGAAGGGCAUGUUAUGGAAGCCACUGCGCCAUCUUAUGGCCAAAGCCAAGGUCCGCAGAGCCGCUCAACACGCACAAGCGGCAAAGCAAGCGUCGGGACAGUCCGACGUUUUGUCCAGAGAAGGGAACAUCUCAGCACCAACGGAGGGAUCGAUGCAAGAUUACGCUGACCCUAGUGGUGGAAACCCAUUCGAAAACUUCGCAAUGGUCGAACAGCCCUAUGCUGCAGGUGUGUCAAUGCAGGCCACCAUGCCUGUACACACACAGGUGAAUAGGAGCGAGUUCUUCUCAGAAGAUAAUUUGACCGGAGGAAACUGGACGCCGGAACAGAUGCCCAUGCCGAGCAACAACGAUAUCCUGAAGUUCGGAUGGUCACCCUCCUUGGGCGACUCACGACAAGAAGGAUUCGAACGAUUCUUUAUGAAUUUGCAAGAAGAAUGGUUUUGAAUUUGUACGCGAUGGACGGUUGACAUCAAUACCCAAAAAUGGUCCAGCAUGCACUCUUGGGAACCCAGGAUGUGACAGGAUUUCACGUUCACCAUUUGCUUGCUGCAACAAGAAUUUUGAUGGGUUGGUCAUAGUAGGGC
Molecule: messenger RNA, 2728 nt
Organism: Exophiala viscosa
Lineage: Eukaryota; Fungi; Ascomycota; Eurotiomycetes; Chaetothyriales; Herpotrichiellaceae
Product: mitogen-activated protein kinase
Exons: 2
Coding region: 294-2588 (764 amino acids)
Biological process (GO): regulation of DNA-templated transcription; DNA-templated transcription
Molecular function (GO): DNA-binding transcription factor activity, RNA polymerase II-specific; zinc ion binding; DNA binding
Source: RefSeq, a predicted model, not a curated record